AGUCGGCCGAGUUACAUUUCUGGAGAAUUUCGUAAGGGAUUUAAAGACGAGUGAAAAUUGUAGUGUACACUUUAUUUCGUACAGGGAUAAAAGGAAACGCCGAAGAAAAUUAGGAAAAAUAACAUCACACAUUUCGGUUUACUGAAUUUCAUCAAAAGUGUCACGAUGCCUCGAUCGUUCCUGGUGAAGAGCAAGAAAUGCGCUUCGUAUAACACACACAAGUUCGUCGAAGAAGCCGAACCAAGGGUAUUUCCUGAAGUAAUAUAUAAAUCAAUUGAAGCAGCGGUGCCGCCAUCGCCUGACGCCCCGGAGCACGCCUCUCCGCCGGAGCCUACACCUGAAGGCUCCCCUUCUCCGCCGGGCACCUAUGUCAAGAGCGAGCGGGAGUCCGAGUGCUUAGUUCCCGCUCACCCAGAGCCAACUGCCGCCCCCAUCUUAUCCAGGCCGUCUUACUAUGCCUCUGAGCCUCACAUCCCUGAGUUUCCCCCUUAUUACAAGCCCCCCUACAGCUGGGACCCCCUGUCCUCACCAUAUGACUUCCGCCAGAUGGGGUUUCCUAACACCCUGUUGCAACACCCCAGCACCCUGUAUGGUGCACACAUCAAGCCCAGCCCAGAGCCCCCCCAGCCCCUGGACUGCAGCACCCACUACUCCCCAGCCUCCGACACCUACCACUGCAUCACCUGCGACAAGGUGUUCUCCACACCCCACGGACUGGAGGUGCACGUCCGCCGCUCCCACAGUGGCACCAGGCCCUACGGAUGCAGCAUUUGUCGCAAGGCCUUUGGUCAUGCGGUCAGCCUGGAGCAGCACAUGAAUGUCCACUCCCAGGAGAGAAGCUUCGAGUGCAAGAUGUGUGGGAAGACAUUCAAGCGCUCCUCCACUCUCUCCACCCACCUGCUGAUCCAUUCGGACACGCGGCCCUACCCCUGCCAGUACUGCGGCAAGAGGUUCCACCAGAAGUCUGACAUGAAGAAACACACCUACAUCCACACAGGAGAGAAGCCCCACAAAUGCCAGGUGUGUGGCAAGGCCUUCAGCCAGAGUUCCAACCUCAUAACGCACAGCCGUAAGCACACGGGUUUCAAGCCCUUUGGCUGCGAGAUCUGUGCCAAGGGUUUCCAAUGCAAGGUGGACCUGAGACGGCACCACGAGAGCCAGCAUGGGCUCAAGUAGGGUGGGGAUUCUGGAUCGUGCAGCUGGUGCAAGAGAGAGGUCGAGGGAGAGCGAGAGAGAGAGAGAGAGAGAGAGAAAUCGAUGGACAUCCACCCAGUCUGUCAUCCGAAGUAUCCCCCUUCUACGUGACCCCUUCAAAAGUGCAGCCCUCUCAGAGGUAAACAAGACUUUGUGGUUCCGGGCACAGCAUGGACACAAGCUGGACGUCGCUGAACAGGAAGUGCGCAGAAUCAGUCUCGCGGCAUCGGCGUGUGUGCACGCGUAUGUGCACGUGACCACACUCAGUGGGGAUGAAACCGAUUAUUCGCUUCUGCUGAAUGUGAUAAGACCAGCGCUCUCCAGCAACACUGCGGGCAAAUGUGAGGAAAGGGCACUGAACUAUCACAAGUACUGACAGCAGUGUCUGAUUAGUUGACAAAGACCUACAAAAUGGUGAAGACAUUUUCUUAACAUGUGUUUUCUCUUUUUCUUGAGCAAUGAUUAUGGAUCUUGAAUACUGGUAGAUCUUUUGGCUGAAGGUACAAACCAAAGGUCUAUUGAUUUAAAUACUAGCAGGGCAACUUAAACUGGGUGCUUAGCAUGAACUGCAAAAUAUAUUAACAACUGUAUAAAUAUGUGAAGAAAACAAAGGUUGCUUUUGGAUUUAAAAAAAAAACCUUUGCUAAGCAAAUAUGUAAUGUUAGGGCUAGCGUGAAUCGGAUUGUAAUUCUGACAACCAUAGCAAACGUGUUUCCCUGUGAAGACCACAAAUGUAGCUACCGCCCUAUGCGUCUAAAGGAAGACAAAUAAGUGAUGCAAUAAUGAUAUUUUCAACUCAAUAAGAAGUAUUUUUCCAUUUUUUGCAUCUUUUAGGACAUGUAUUGUGAUACGGGUUUCCUGGGGGGUGGGGGGUGGGUGUAACAUUCCGGGUAGUUGCAUAUGUAAGAAAAAGCAUUUUAUAGACUAACAAGUUGUAUUAUUUAUAUUAAAAAAGUGAAGCAUUGUUCUGUGACGUCUGAAUAAAUAUAUCCUUUAGGAAUAAAAAGCACAUUUUUAAAUUA
Messenger RNA from Paramormyrops kingsleyae, 2216 nucleotides. It is a transcript of the gene gfi1b, whose product is annotated as growth factor independent 1B transcription repressor. Gene Ontology annotation, molecular function: DNA-binding transcription factor activity, RNA polymerase II-specific; RNA polymerase II cis-regulatory region sequence-specific DNA binding. Gene Ontology annotation, biological process: regulation of transcription by RNA polymerase II. NCBI's taxonomy places the organism in Eukaryota, Metazoa, Chordata, Actinopteri, Osteoglossiformes, Mormyridae. The record is from RefSeq and is a predicted model, not a curated record.